AUGUUCUUCAUCCAUGUCAGUUUUAUUGCUGAGUCUGCCAUCCUGCUGGCCAUGGCGUUUGAUCGGUACAUUGCCAUCUGCGACCCCCUGAGAUACACCAUGAUACUAACGAAGUCUGUGAUAGGGAAGAUGGGGCUGGCAGUUGUCACAAGAAGUUUCUGUUUCAUUUUCCCUGUCAUUUUUGUCCUGAAGCAGCUGAAUUUCUGCAGAACCAACCUCUUGCCUCACACCUAUUGUGACAUGGCCAUAGCCCGGGUGGCCUGCAACGACGUCCCAGUCAGAGUCUGGUAUGGUGUAGCUGUGGCUAUAUUAGUAAUUGGUUUGGAUUCUGUGCUCAUUGCUGUGUCUUAUGGGCUGAUCCUCAGGGCUGUCUUCAUGCUCCACUCCAAGGACGCCCGGCUCAAGGCUCUCCGGACCUGUAGCUCUCACCUCUGUGUCAUGCUGAUGUUCUACAUCUCAUCUGUUUUCUCCUAUUUUGCACACCGAUUUGGGCACAUCAUCCCAAGUUAUAGUCUCAUCCUACUGGCCAACCUCUAUGUACUCAUUCCCCCCAUGUUAAACCCCAUCGUUUAUGGGGUGACCAGAAAAGAGAUCCUGAAACGGGUGAUCUAUGUGUUUCAUCGGUGA
Molecule: messenger RNA, 627 nt
Organism: Gopherus flavomarginatus (Mexican gopher tortoise)
Lineage: Eukaryota; Metazoa; Chordata; Testudines; Testudinidae
Product: olfactory receptor 52B2-like
Exons: 1
Coding region: 1-627 (208 amino acids)
Biological process (GO): G protein-coupled receptor signaling pathway
Cellular component (GO): membrane
Molecular function (GO): G protein-coupled receptor activity; olfactory receptor activity
Source: RefSeq, a predicted model, not a curated record